This is a messenger RNA of Procambarus clarkii (red swamp crayfish), 4285 nucleotides long. Its product is annotated as ETS homologous factor. Gene Ontology annotation, cellular component: nucleus. The record is from RefSeq and is a predicted model, not a curated record. Lineage: Eukaryota; Metazoa; Arthropoda; Malacostraca; Decapoda; Cambaridae. Gene Ontology annotation, molecular function: DNA-binding transcription factor activity, RNA polymerase II-specific; sequence-specific DNA binding. Gene Ontology annotation, biological process: cell differentiation; regulation of transcription by RNA polymerase II.
UUCUUACGACUGUCUGGGAGGUGAGAGGUGGGGUGGGUGAGAGUAGGCAGCUCUCUCUCUCUCACACACACACACACUCCCACACUCUAGGAAGAGUCCGUGGGAUGACGUCACAAAUAUUCCAUGCUCUUUUCCGGCGGGUUUAUAUCUCGUCAACGCCUCGGCGUGAAGCUCACUCUUCGCCACCUGCCGGUGACGCCUCCAAGCUGCUCCUGCUGCGGCUGCUCCUCCUCCACCUGCUGCUCACCGCUGCAGGUUCUACAAGCCCUCAUUGCUUCCCGACAGUGCACGAAGGCUGUCGGAGCUUCCCGAAAGUGACCACAAACCAUUAUAGUUUCCAGAAAGUGUCCACAGAUAAUUACAGAUUCCAAAAAGUGCCCGAAGGCCAUCGUUGGUUCCCGAGUGAACCCGAAGGCCCUCAUAAGUUCCAGAACGCACACAAAAGUGUCUCCCAAGUGCCUUCAUAUCCCCUAUCACUCCCAGAGGCCAACCGUGGCUGAGUGAAGUUGAAAUCUCCUCGGGGGGAGGGUAAUAUGGAUCCAGGGUUCGACAACCUCGAGUCGUCUCUCAAGUUCGAAGACUCGCUCUUGGGCCAGUCCGGUACCAUCGACACCCUGUGCCACACGUACCUCGCCAACAUGGACUCCUUUCCCUCCAGCAGUGCCUCCAGCCCCAGAGGCGACUACGGUGCCGAGGGAGGGUAUGGGGCCAGCUACCGGGAUGACCUGAAGACAUUCACAUCUCGAAACGUCAGAGAUUGGGACGGAGAGGAGUGCUUGGAGUGGGCAGAAAGCGUGUGCGAGCAGCUCGGGUUAGAGAGAACCAGCCUGGACUUAUGGUCCUUCAAGACGACUACAGGGUCUAAUCUCCUUCAGCUCUCCCAGGAAAACUUCUCUCAGCUCUUGGGCCCCCGCUUUGGCCAGGUCUUCUAUUCCCAGCUCCGUGCUCUCAGCAACAGGAAAGGAACAGGAAAGACUAAAAGCAGACACCGUCAGCAGGAAGCCGAGGACCCCUCUUCCUCCUCCUCCAUCUUCACCAGCGGUCACGACGUGUCCUCCGUCGUAGGGACUUCCUACGACUACGCCGCCGCGUCCUGCGACCCUACCAGCCCUGCCUACGACCCUGACUCGUGGGAAUUAACCAGUGAGGACUUCAAGGAGCUGGACCGCUACAUUCCCGACGACUCGUGGGACCCCCUGACGGAAAACCUGGAGGGGCUCGAUCUACAGGAACAAUUCAUGCCCAUUAAAUACGAGGAGGAGACAUGGGCGGCAGCGGCAAUGACGCCGACGGCGACUCCGACGGCGACCCCAGAGACAGACGUAUUCCAGAAGAUCCCUACCAACACCAGGAGGAGAGAGCGGGGACCCAAGAGCUGGGAGUUCCUCCUGCGCCUGCUAGAGGACAGAAGAAGCAACCCGGCGCUCAUCCGCUGGGAGGAUGAAGCCAACGGCACCUUUAGAUUAGUACAACCCAACGUCAUCGCGCAGAUGUGGGGCGCGCGAUCAGAAAAGCCUAACCUCUCGUAUUUCAACUUUGCCAGAGGCCUCAGGUACCACUACAGCACCGGUGCUCUGUUACCGGUAUCAGAGAAGCAACUAGUGUACCGAUGUGGACCCAAAGCUAUCAAGUACCGAAGAGAGCUCAAGGAGCGAGGCCUCUACUGACUUUUCUCUCUCCUAGCAAGCUCUCGCUCUACAAAAAAAAGCAAGACUGUUUUCUGGUUCUCAAACUUGAGACGUCAAGUAAUCAGUCCGUGCCUUCAAUUUAGAACUUUUGCUCGGCAUCAGAGGCUCGAUAGAGGUAUAUAUGCGCCAAGAAGUGUCUAUAUACCUUGUUCAGGACUAAAGGAUUCUCGCUGGUUAGUCAGUAGGUUAUUGUGGUGACCGUAAUAGCCCUCUAGAGUAGACUCUAGAGGUUAAUAGGCAUUAAGCCAAACAUUAAACCAAUCAGAGGACAGAAAUAUAUAUUCUGAGUGGUGUACCUUCCUGCUCGGUUGUUAUGAGCUUUGAGCUUACUUUAGUUCUGGACUGUUCUUGCUGGAUGGUCAGAAAGCAUUUGUAGUGGCCUUAAUAACCCUUAAGAGGUUAAUAACAGGCCUUAAUUCCAACACGACACCAAUCAGGAGUACCUGAUACUCUGCAGCAGCUAUAGAACAAACAGGAAAUCAGAAGAUGCUUACAACUAUCGCGAUAAUUGAUAUUUCAGUAGUAUUAGCAUAUGGGAAAACCUGGAAGAUAUCAGAAGCCGAUACAUACCGCCCGAUAAUCUAUAUCAGAAUGAAAACCUCGUCGACUUAAAGCAUUAUCAGAACCAAGAUAGAUAUUUACAUUCAUUCUCAACCAUCAACAUAAAAAAAAAGAUGAUUCCUGGAAUGCCUUAAGCAACCAAACCUUCAUCACCCUCCCAGUCCAAGCAAAUGAGAAGAGAUAUCCAUCCAACCAACAGCCUCGCCUGAGACAACUCUCGGGGAAAUCAGUAGCAUCAUCUUCCACCCAUCAUGAUGGGGUCUCGGAAGAUCAGGCGGCGAGUCUGACAUUCCUUCUGCCCCUCCCACCACCUCCUCCUCAGGCCAGUAAACACACAGUUCCGAGAAGCCAGACAGACAACUUGGAGCUCACUAUCAACUCACACCGGCGCCGUCCGCAGCAAACAACACUCACCAGUGUUUACCUCAUAUCUUAGUGUUUUUAUAACGUGUAUUUCUGUUAUUGAAAGGGACGAUUUACGUAGACGUUACCAAAGACCAGUAGAUGUACCUGAUGAUUGUGAGAGACUAGUGUAGUGCUGUGAUUAUAGGUGCCAUAAUAUGUAUAUAUAUAUAUAUAUAUAUAUAUAUAUAUAUAUAUAUAUAUAUAUAUAUAUAUAUAUAUAUAUAUAUAUGAUGGCUGUUAGAACCGCAUGUCAUAGCUUUUUUAGACCUUUUUUUUUGUUUACUAACUGCAGCUAUUCGAAUGUGUAUGUUUGAUAACCCCAGCCCCCACCAUGUGGCCGGCUGGUGUAUGCCUGAUACUCCAUGUGGCCGGCUGUGUAUGCCUGACACUCCACGUGGCCGGCUGUGUAUGCCUGAUACUCCAUGUGGCCGGCUGUGUAUGCCUGACACUCCACGUGGCCGGCUGUGUAUGCCUGAUACUCCACGUGGCCGGCUGUGUAUGCCUGACACUCCACGUGGCCGGCUGUGUAUGCCUGACACUCCACGUGACCGGCUGUGUAUGCCUGAUACUCCAUGUGGCCGGCUGUGUAUGCCUGACACUCCACGUGGCCGGCUGUGUAUGCCUGACACUCCACGUGGCCGGUUGUGUAUGCCUGACACUCCACGUGGCCGGCUGUGUAUGCCUGACACUCCACGUGGCCGGCUGUGUAUGCCUGAUACUCCACGUGGCCGGCUGUGUAUGCCUGACACUCCACGUGGCCGGCUGUGUAUGCCUGACACUCCACGUGGCCGGCUGUGUAUGCCUGAUACUCCACGUGGCCGGCUGUGUAUGCCUGACACUCCACGUGGCCGGCUGUGUAUGCCUGACACUCCACGUGGCCGGCUGUGUAUGCCUGACACUCCACGUGGCCGGCUGUGUAUGCCUGAUACUCCAUGUGGCCGGCUGUGUAUGCCUGACACUCCACGUGGCCGGCUGUGUAUGCCUGAUACUCCACGUGGCCGGUUGUGUAUGCCUGACACUCCACGUGGCCGGCUGUGUAUGCCUGAUACUCCAUGUGGCCGGCUGUGUAUGCCUGACACUCCACGUGGCCGGCUGUGUAUGCCUGAUACUCCACGUGGCCGGCUGUGUAUGCCUGACACUCCACGUGGCCGGCUGUGUAUGCCUGACACUCCACGUGGCCGGCUGUGUAUGCCUGACACUCCACGUGGCCGGCUAUGUAUGCCUGACACUCCACGCGGCCGGCUGUGUAUGCCUGAUACUUUCUAAGCACAACUGUGUAUGUAUGAAUUCCCCCCGCCCCCCAUCCUGCUGGCCAGCUGGGUCAUGUGUACAGCUAGACAAUUAUUCUCAGUGAAUGUUGCCAAAUGUUUACGUUAGUGCAGUAUCUAUUCCUCCAGUGUGUGUGUGUGUGUGUGUGUGUGUGUGUGUGUGUGUGUGUGUGUGUGUGUGUGUGUGUGUGUGUGUGUGUGUGUGUGUGUGUGUGUAAUUGUGUCUGACGGUGAUAUCUGGCACCUCACAUGAUGACGGUAACAUUCUGUUAGUUUCAAGAAUUUAAUUUAUAUCCUAAUUUAUUUCUCUAGUAUGUUAAUUUAUUAUGCUUAUUUAUUAACAAAAAAAAUUAUGCGCUAUUU